This is a messenger RNA of Passer domesticus (house sparrow), 2108 nucleotides long. RefSeq names its product Rho family GTPase 1 (gene RND1). Gene Ontology annotation, molecular function: GTPase activity; GTP binding; protein kinase binding. Bases 64 to 762 code for a protein of 232 amino acids. The record is from RefSeq and is a predicted model, not a curated record. NCBI's taxonomy places the organism in Eukaryota, Metazoa, Chordata, Aves, Passeriformes, Passeridae. Gene Ontology annotation, biological process: small GTPase-mediated signal transduction. Gene Ontology annotation, cellular component: cytosol. The transcript is spliced from 5 exons.
GCGGCGGCGGGGCGCAGGGCGGUGGGUGGGUGCGAGCACGGGGGGCCCGUGCGCGCCGCCGCCAUGCGGGAGCGGAGGCCGGCACCGGCCGCACCGGCCCGGUGCAAGCUGGUGCUGGUGGGUGACGUGCAGUGCGGCAAGACGGCCAUGCUGCAGGUGCUGGCCAAGGAUUGCUACCCCGAGACGUACGUGCCCACCGUGUUUGAGAACUACACGGCGUGUCUGGCCAGCGAGGAGCAGCGGGUGGAACUGAGCCUCUGGGACACCUCCGGCUCUCCCUACUAUGACAACGUGCGGCCCCUGUGCUACAGCGACUCGGACGCCGUCCUGCUCUGCUUCGACGUCAGCCGCCCCGAGACCCUCGACAGCGCGGCCAAGAAGUGGAAGACAGAAAUCCUGGAUUAUUGCCCCAACACGCGGGUGCUGCUCAUCGGCUGCAAGACGGACCUGAGGACAGACCUGAGCACGCUGCUGGAGCUCUCGCACCAGAAACAGGCGCCCAUCUCCUACGAGCAGGGCUGCGCGGCCGCCCGGCAGCUGGGAGCCGAGGCUUACCUGGAGUGCUCGGCGUUCACGUCGGAGAAGAGCGUGCACAGCAUCUUCCGGAGCGUGUCCGGGCUGUGCCUGAGCAGGGCCCCCCCGGCGCCGCCCCGCAGCCCCCCCCGCGGCCUCUCCAAGCGGCUCCUGCACCUCCCCAGCCGCUCCGAGCUCAUCUCCUCCACCUUCAAGAAGGAAAAGGCAAAAAGCUGCUCCGUCAUGUGAGGGGGGGGACAAGGGAAUGGACCCCCCCGACCCGCCCCCGACUCGCACCCACCUGUGGGACCCCCCCCCGGAAUGGGGUGAGGGGCUGGGCAGGGCUUUGGGGUCCCCCCCCCCAGUAAAGGGGGGAUGCCCUUGCCUGGCACUGCUGCCCUGCCAGCCCCACAGCCUGGGGGGCUGCCCCCCGUGGGAGGGGGGUCUGGGGGUGGAUUCGCCCGGUUCUCAACCCUGAGGGGGUCCCUGUGGGGUUUGGGGUGCUCAGACCCUCGGAGACAUCAACCCUGGGGGGGUUUGGGGUCACAAAACCCUGGGGACAUCAACCCUGGGGGGUCCCUGUGAGGUUUGGGGUGCUCAGACCCUCAGAGAGAUCAACCCAGAGGGGUCCCUGGGGGGUUUGGGGUGCACAGGACCCUGGGGACAUCGACCCUGUGGGGUCCCUGGGGGGUUUGGGGUGCUCAAGACCCUCAGAGAGAUCAACCCAGAGGGGUCCCUGGGGGGUUUGGGGUCACAAAACCCUGGGGACAUCAACCCUGGGGGGUCCCUGUGAGGUUUGGGGUGCUCAGACCCUCAAGGACAUCAACCCAGAGGGGUCCCUGGGGGUUUGGGGUGCUCAGACCCUCAGAGAGAUCAACCCAGGGGGGUCCCUGUGGGGUUUGGGGCACACAAGACCCUGAGGGCAUCGACCCUGUGGGUCCCUGGGGGGUUUGGGGUGCACAGGACCCUGGGGACAUCAACCCCGGGGGGCUUUGGGGUCACAAAACCCUGGGGACAUCAACCCAGAGGGGUUCCUGUGGGGUUUGGGGUGCUCAGACCGUCAGGGACAUCAACCCUGGAGGGGUUUGGGGUCACAAAACCCUGGGGACAUCAACCCUAGAGGGUCCCUGUGGGGUUUGGGGUGCUCAGACCCUCAGGGACAUCAACCUGGGGUGGUCCCUGUGGGGUUUGGGGCACACAGGACCCUGGGGACAUCAAUUCUGGGGGUCUUGGGGGUCACAGAACCCUGGGGACAUCAACCCAGAGGGGUUCCUGGAGGGUUUGGGGUGCUCAGACCCUCAGGGAUGUCACCUGGGAUGGUCCCUGUGGGGUCUGGGGGACACGGGGCCGCCGUCCCGGGGGUCCCUGUGGGGUUUGGGGUGCACAUCAUGGGACUCAUCCAUGGCCUCAUCCUGUUCCCUGCCCCUUCCCCCCAUCCCUCAUCUGCUGCUUGGCCCUGGGGGACCCUGUGGGUUGGGGAGUGGGGCGGGGGGCUGUUUUAUGGACGGUAUUUUGGGGGAGGGGGGUGUCUGUUCCAUGUCCGUGUUAUUAAAAAGCUUAUUUAUUAUCAGAAAUAUAACACCUACCUACGUGCA